Messenger RNA from Acinonyx jubatus (cheetah), 11643 nucleotides. RefSeq names its product ectodysplasin A2 receptor (gene EDA2R). Lineage: Eukaryota; Metazoa; Chordata; Mammalia; Carnivora; Felidae. The record is from RefSeq and is a predicted model, not a curated record. Bases 1162 to 1506 code for a protein of 114 amino acids. The transcript is spliced from 4 exons. Gene Ontology annotation, cellular component: nucleus. Gene Ontology annotation, molecular function: phosphoric diester hydrolase activity; DNA-(apurinic or apyrimidinic site) endonuclease activity; double-stranded DNA 3'-5' DNA exonuclease activity. Gene Ontology annotation, biological process: base-excision repair.
AGUGCCCCUUUCAGGGGUGGGACUUCUUUGCAUAGCCACACCUAGAUACUCAAGUAAUCUAGUUGCAGCUUUGGGAGCUUCUGGGGGGCUGAGAAGUAGGCAUAACAUAAAAGAAAAGGAGAAUAGAUUUAGGCUGUUCUUGCUACACAUGGAUGUGAAAUUAGCCUGAGUGAUUGCAACGGAUUUCAUCUACUGUGAACGUGGCUAAAUAACUAUGGCCAGAAAAAAUAAAGUGAUUCAUCCAAGGUCAUAGGUUGAAACAAAUGUUAGGUAAGUUAACCCACCAUCCCAGUUUGCCUUAAACUGUCCCAGUUUUAACAAUGAAAACCCCAUAUACUGGGAAAACCCUUUAGUUCUGGAUGAUUGGUUACCCUAUAGCCAGGAUUAAAAUGUCUAUCUCUCAAUUCUCAAACCUGUGCUAAAGAUAAUGCCCUAUGUCAUCUUUAUUCUAAAAACUAUUAUCUGAAUAGUAUUCCUCCUUGUCUACACCUUAGUAUAUCAGGACAUUUCUUCAUGGUGGGUCAUCUUCCCCUAGGACAGAAGCAAUAACAUCUAGUGGACCUCAAAGGUACUCAAGACAGUUUUGGCAAAAGAGGGCCAUGUUUCAGCUUUCUUAUCCACAAAACAAUGACAAUAAUUUCUAUAUUGUUUACUUCACAUGGUUAUUGUGUGGAUCAAAUAAUAAAGGAUGUUAAACUGUUUUAUAAGCUGCUAAUAGCUAUUCACAUGUGAGAAAUUGUGGUUAUCCUUUACUCAUCCAGGCAGAAGCUAGCUCCUUGCUUUAUUCUCUUUCCAGGUCAGCAAGUGGUAUAGCAACUAAUUCUGUGAACUUUGGUGAAUUUCUUGGCCUCUGUGCCUCUGUUUCCUCAUAUGCAAAUUGGGGCUAAUGAUAAUCUCUGAUAUGCUGGUGUAAAAUAUUGAAUGAAAUAUUAAAUGUAAAGUAUUUAAAAGAUUUCCUGGCACAUUAGCAUUAGCUAUUUUGGAUUGGCUUCCUCAACCCUGUAACUCAGAGCCAGAGACUAUGUUAAAAGGACGCAUAAAUCAAGUGAAAUGGAAGCCACUACUUACAUUUUGAUACCUUUUCACUAGCUCCCCAGUAUUUGUGUUAUGUACCCAUAGCCUUUCCACAAUGGAUUGCCAAGAAAAUGAGUACUGGGACCAAUGGGGACAGUGUGCCACCUGCCAACUGUGUGGACCUGGACAAGAACUCUCCAAGGUGCCUUCCAGUUGAGCUUAAUGAAGGAAAAUGUACACACAGUGCCCCCUCAGGAGGCCACACUUGUUGCAAUGAUGAGCAGUCUUCUCAUGGUGUUUACCCUGGUCUUCCUGGGGCUCUUCUUCCUCUACUGCAAGCAGUUCUUCAACAGACAUUGCCAGCGUGAGAGAGAGAAAAAGCGCAAGUUGGAGAAGAGCAGACAGAGAAGGAGAGAAUGCAAAGCAAGUUUCAUGCUCAGCAUGGAGUUCGAUGUGUGGCUUGAUCCCAUGAACCAUGAGAUCAUCACGUGAGCUGAAAUCCAAAGUUGGACACUUACCCAACUGAGCCACCCAGGUGCCCCUGAUAAAAACAUUUUCAACAUGCCCCCAAGUCUACAUAAUUGUUGAAUUGUCUAUAUUUGAACUAGCUAAAUAGGUUGCUUUUGUUUGUAUGGGAGGGGAGAUAUUUGCUGGGAAUGAGUUUGCUUUUGGUUCACUAUUUUCCUCUCUGUAUACCUGGAUUUGGAUUUUGACAGGAAAGAAUCUGGGAGAGCAAUUUUCUUCUUCAAGUUUCUCAUACCCAGGCUAGGUAAGAAUGUCACUACUGCUGCACUCUUUCCACCACAUACAGUCCUACUAUACUUGGAAGAUAAUCUCUCAUGCCCCUAACACCCUGCCCACCUUACUAUCAAGUUCUUUGGUGUUUAACUUUGAAUGUAACUAAAUUCUAAUUACUUUUCCCUCAUAAAUUGGUGAUUUAUAGAAAUUGUGUUAAAUCUUGAGUCAUAUGUAUGUGUGGCUACUGGCAGAGUUAGGUUUUGUUUUUGAUGUUCUGGAAAAAUUUCAUGUUAGCCAGUAAACAGAAAUACUUCCAAACACUUUUUUUCCUCUAUUUUUAAAAAAACCAGAGUGUUUCACUUGGCUGGUGUAUCUUUGCUCAGUGAAUACAGACAGGGAAUAAGAAAAUGUGUUUCUUACAGUGGGUGUGGCAUCAGGGGAAGUGGAAUCCAGUAACUUGUCACUCAGAAUAUAUGGAUUAUAGUCCAAGCUAUCCUUCUAUCUUUUUAAAUUGUUUAUAACAUUUAUCUUCUAGUCUGGGCUAUAGAUGUACUAGAAAUUGUUGAGUUCUAAACUAAUACUUCUUAAACAGGAUUCCAUGGUUCUAAAAGACUGUGCAUAUGUCUUUUGAAGUCUGCAAUUUGUAGGAGUUUGUGUGUGUGUUUUUUUUCAUUUUUAUCAUAUUUUUUAAAUGCAAGCUUAUUCUAUUUAGAUCUUCUGAAAAUAUUUACACAAAUAUUUAUAGAAACAUUAUUUAUAACAUCCAUAAAGUAGGAACAACCCAAAUGUCUAUCAAUUGUGCGUAGAUAAACAAAUAAUCAUAUAUACAUAAUGGAAUACUAUUCAGUCAUAAAAAAGGAUUGAACUGACACACAGUAUGUUAUACAUGAGCCUCAAAGCAUGAUAAUUGAAAAAGGCAGAUACAACAGACCACAUAUUGUAUGAUUCAAUUUCUAUAAAGUGUUCAUAAAGGCAAGCUAAUAGAGACAUAAGGUACAUUAGUGGUUGCCUGGAGCUGGAGGUGAGAAAAAAAUAUUAAAUGUAAAUAGGCAUGAAGGAUCUUAUUUGGGGAUUAAAGUUCUAAAAUUGGGUUAUGAUAAUGACUGCUGCAAAAUUCAGUAAAGGUAAUACAAAUCAUUAAAAUGUGCACUCAAAAUCAAUGAAUUUUACAGUAUGUAAAGUAUACUUCAAAAAAGCUGUUUUUAAAAAUAUUCUAUGAUCACAGAUUUAUGAGUAGACUCUGGUGUUUACCAAUUUUAUUACUUUCCAAACACCUGCAUUGCCAGAAAUAAUCCCAAACAAUUUCAAUUUAUCUUUCUACCUCCCUCCCCUGCCCCUCCCCCAUAUACACACACAUACACACACGUGCAUGCAUGCACACACACACACACACAACACCCAAUUACUCAAUUCAGGACAAAAGAGAUCGAACCUGAGUCCGAUUCAGUUGUUGUUUUUUUUUUUUUUUUGAGCCCUUACAAAUUACCUUUCAUGUGUUUUCUCACUUUCAUAUUUUGUUUCAUUUAAUACUCAUGAUGUUCCUAGGUGAUGAGUGUUCUUUAUAAUCUUUAUUUUACAAAAGAAGAAACUGAAGCCAAAAAGAUUUAAUGGUUUUUCUAUGGUUAUACAGCAGUAAGUGCUGGGCUGGAAUUCCAGCCCCAGUCUGUCUGAUUCUGAAGCAUAAGCAUUCCCCAUUAUGCCACAGCUGCCUCCCUAAGACAGGCCCCAGAAAAGAGAAUCCUAUUUAUCCCACUGGAUUUCUCAUAGUUUAGAAGGCUACAUCAAAGAGUCUCCCUGGGAAUUUCUAUGUAUAACAAAAUAGUGUCAAUGUAUUAUCAGCUCAUGAUGAUCAUUCCCAUAUUAUCAGAAGAACCACAUUGCUUAUGCUGUCUUUUGGCCACAAUGCUGUCAAUGAGAGAGCAUCCUGUAGAUCUGAGUUCUUAUUGCACCUCCAUCAUUCCCUAGGUGAAAUACCCUUCUCCCUUUCCUCGGCCUCAGUUUUCCCCUUGGUGCGCAAAGGAGAUUAGACACAAUGAUCUCUAAGAGCCUUACAACACUGAAAGGCAAUGAACAUGAAAGAUCUAGCUUUGCUGUAGACUCACUCUUGGUAGCAGGAGUUCUCAAAGGAGAGGCAGGAAAAGAAUAACCAGAAAUGGUGACUAGAAAACAACUGAGUGAAUAACAAGAGGUGAUUUUUUUUUUCAAUUUAUGAACUUUAUUGAUGUUUUCAUUCCGUUUUGGAAUCAGCUCUUUUUAAUCCCCUGACAUUUUAACCAAAUUUUGAUUAAAAAGUGCCCCUAAAGAUUAUCCACAGAUCUUCCAGCAGCUCCUAAGAAAGUAAACUUUCCUUAAGUAGGAACAACAAAGAGACAUAUAUAAUGGUGCAUAUAUAACUUUUCUACUCAUUCAUGCGCUAUCUAUAAAACCAUAUCUCAGCGCACCUGGGUGGCUCAGACAGUUAAGUGUCCAACUCUUGCCUGGGCUCAGGUCAUGAUCUUACCUGUUGUGGGUUGAGCCCCACGGGGAGCUCCUUGCUGACAGUGUGGAGCCUGUUUGGGAUUCUCUCUCUCUCUGCCCCUCCCUUACUCACGUCCCCCCACCCUUUCUUUUUCUCUCUCAAAAUAGAUAAACAAAACUUAAAAAAGUAUAUAUCAUAGAGUGCCUGGGUGGCUCAGGCAGUUGAGCAUCCGACUUCAGCUCAGGUCAUGAAUUCGCGGUUGGUGAGUUCCAGCCCCACAACAUGCUCUGUGCUGACAGUUCAGAGCCUGGAGCCUGCUUCAGAUUCUGUGUCUCCCUCUUUCUCUCUCUGCCUCUCUCCCCCUCUCAAAAUAAAUAAACAUUAAAAAAAAUAAAAAUAUAGAUAUACCUCACUUUUUAAGUGUUUAAGUUCCAGUUAAUUAACAUACAGGGUAAUAUUAGUUUCAAGUGUAUAAUGUAGUUAUUCCACCCUUACAAACAAGACCCGGUGCUCAUCACAAGUGCCCUCAUUAAUCACCUUCAUCUAUUUAACACAUCCACCCCCACCUACUUCCCCUCUGGUAACCAUCAGUUUGUUCUCUAAUAAUUAAUUACAAUAAAUUAAUUAAUUAUGUUGCAAUUAAUUAAGUAAGUAAGUAAUUACAUAAUUAAUUAAUUAAUUAAUUGCCUCUCUCUUUUAUUCCCCUAUGAGCAUUCUUUUUGUUUCGUAAAUUCCACAAAUGAGUGAAUUCAUAGGGUCUUUCUCUUAUUGAUGUAUUUCGCUUACCAUAAUACACAAUACCUCCUUCCAUGUCCUUGUAAAUGGCAAUAUUUCAUUCAUUUUUAUGGCUGAGAAAUAUAUAUAAUCACAUCUUUUUUACACAUUCAUUACUUUUUUUAUUGUUAAAUUUAUUUAUUUAUUUUUAAGACAAAAUGUUAUUAUUAUUAUCUUUAAUUUACAUCCAAGUUAGUUAGAAUAUAGUGCAAAAAUGAUUUCAGGAGUAGAUUCCUUACUGCCCCUUACCAUUUAGCCCAUCCCCCCCUCCCACAACCUCUCCAGUUACCCUCUGUUUGUUUUCCAUAUUUAAGUCUCUUAUGUUUUGUCCUCCUCCCUGUUUUUAUAUUAUUUUUACUUCCCUUUCUUAUGUUCAUCUGUUCUGUCUCUUAAAGUACUCAUACGAGUGAAGUUAUAUGACAUUUGUCUUUCUCUGACUGAUGAAUUUCUCUUAGCAUAAUACCCUCCACGUAGUUGCAAAUGGCAAGAUUUCAUUCCUUUUGAUUGCCAAGUAAUACCCCAUUGUAUAUAUAUACCACAUCUUCUUUAUCCAUUCAUCCGCCGAUGGACAUUUGGACUCUUUCCAUACUUUGGCUAUUGUUGAUAGUGCUGCUAUAAACAUUCUGGUGAAUGUGUGCCUUUGAAAUAGCACACCUGUAUCCCUUGGAUAAAUACCUAGUGGUGAAAUUUCUGGGUCAUAGGGUAGUUUUAUUUUUAAUUUUUUGAGGAACCUCCAUACUGUUUUCCAGAGUGGCUGCACCAGCUUGCAUUGCCUCAAACAAUGCAAAAGAGAUCUUCUGUCUCCCCAUCCAUGCCAACAUCUGUUGUUGCCUGAGUUGUUAAUGUUAUCCAUUCUGACAGGUGUAAGGUGGUAUCUCAUGAUGGUUUUGAUUUGUGAUUCCCUGAUGAUGACUGAUGUUGAGCAUUUUUUCAUGUGUUGGUUGGCCAUCUGGAUAUCUUCUCUGGAGAAGUGCUAUUCAUGUCUUUUGCCCAUUUCUUCACUGGAUUCUUUGUUUUUUGGGUGUUGAAUUUGAGAAGUUCUUUGUAGAUUUUGGAUAUUAACCCUUUAUCUGACAUGUCGUUUGUAAAUAUCUUCUCCCAUUCAGUCGGUUGCCUUUUGGUUUUGCUGAUUGUUUCCUUUGCUGUGCAGAAGCUUUUCAUUUUGAUUAGGUCCCAAUAGUUCACUUUGCUUUUGUUUCACUUGCCUCUGGAUACAUGUUGAGUAAGAAGUUGCUGCAGCCAAGGUCAAAGAGGUUUUUGCCUGCUUUCUCCUCGAGGAUUUUGAAGGCUUCCUGUCUUACGUUGAGGUCUUUCAUCCAGUUUGAGUUUAUUUUUGUGUAUGGUAUAAGAAAGUGGUCCAGGUUCAUUCUUCUGCAUGUCGCUGUCCCGUUUUCUCAGCACCACUUGCUGAAGAGACUGUCUUUACUCCAUUGGAUAUUCUUUCCUGCUUUGUCAAAGAUGAGUUGGCCCUAUGUUGGUGGGUCCAUUUCCUGGUUCUCUAUUCUGUUCCAUUGAUCUGAGUGUCUGUUCUUGUGCCAGUACCAUACUGUCUUGAUGAUUCCAGCUUUGUAGUAUAGCUUGAAGUCUGGGAUUGUGAUGCCUCCUGCUUUGGUUUUCUUUUUCAAGAUUGCUUUGGCUAUUCGGGGUCUUUCCUGGUUCCAUACAAAUUUUAGGAUUGUUUGUUCUAGCUCUGUGAAAAAUGUUGAUGUUAUUUUGAUACGGAUUGCAUUGAAUAUGUAGAUUGCUUUGGGUAGUAUCAACAUUUUAACAAUAUUUGUUCUUCCUAUCCAGGAGCAUGGAAUCUUUUUCCUUUUUUUGUGUGUGUCUUCUUCCAUUUCUUUCAUAAGCUUUCUAUGGUUUUCAAGUGUAUACUUUUUUCACCUCUUUGGUUUGAUUUAUUCUUAGUUAUUUUAUAGUUUUGUUGCAAUUGUAAAUGUGAUUGAUCCCUUGAUUUUUCUUUCUGUUGCUUCAUUGUUUAUUGAUUAAUUUAUAUGGUGGGUGAUUCCACUUUGGGGGCAAAAUUGAUUAUAAUUUUUAUAUCUUGUUGAUGGAUAGACCCCUCAAUUAUGAUACAAUGCCUUUCUUCAUCUCUUGUUACAAUCUUUGCUUCAAAUUUUUAAAAGUUUAUUUAGUUUUAUUUAUUUAUUUUGAGAGAGACAGAGACAGCACAAGUGGGGGAACAGCAGAGAGAGAGGGAGACAGAGAAUCCCAAGAAGCCUCUGCAUUGUCAGCACAGACCCCAAUGCAGGGCUUGAUUCUAUGAACCGUGAGAUCAUGACCUGAGCCAAAACCAACAGGCAGGCGCUUAAGUGAUUGAGCCACCCAGGAUCCCCCAGUCUUUGUUUUAAAAUCUAGUAUGUCUGUUAUAAGUAUGGCUACUCUGACUUUCUUUUGACAACCAUUAGCAUGACAGAUGAUUCUCCAUCCCUUUCAAUCUGCAGGCGUCUUUAGGUCUAAAAUCAGUCUCUUAUAGGCAGCAUAUAGAUGGAUCUUUCUUUUUUAAUUAAUUCUGAUAACCUAUGUCUUUUGAUUGGAACAUUUAGUCCAUUUAUAUUCAGAGUGGUUAUUGAAAGAUAUUAAUUUAGUGUCAUUGUGUUGCCUGUAGCAUUGGUGUUCCUGGUGAUGUUCUGUGGUCCUUUCUAGUCUUUGUUGCUUUGGUCUAUUUUUCUCCCUUCAAAGAGUCCCUCUUAAAAUUUUUUUGCAGGGCUUGUUUAGUGAUCACGAACUCUUUUACAUUUUGUUUGCUUUGGAAACCCUUUAUUUCUCCUUCUAUUCUGAAUGAUAGCUUUGCUGGAUAAAAAAAUACUGACUGCGUAUUUUUCGCAUUCAGCGCGUUAAAUAUAUCCUGCCACUCCUUUCUGGCCCACAACGUUUCUGUAGACAGAUCUGCUGUGAACCUGAUAUGUCUUCCUUUGUAGGUUAAGAAUUUUUUUUUUCCCUUACUGCUUUCAGGAUUCUUUCUUUGUGUGUUUUGUGAAUUUGACUAUGAUAUGUCUUGGCAAUGGUCAGCUUUUGAUGUAUUUAAUGAGAGUUCUCUGUGCUUCUUGGAUGUUGAUGUCUGUGUCCUUCCCUAGAUUAGGAAACUUUUCAGCUAUAAUUUGCUGACAUAAACCUUCUGCCUCUUUUUCUCUCUUUAUCUUCUGGGACUCUUAUGAUAUGAAUGUUAUUCCAUGUUAAUAAGUCACUGAGUUCCCUAUGUCUAAUCCAUUACCUUCAUAAUCCAUUACCUUUCUUUCUCUCUCCAUUUCAGCUUAAUUAUUUUCCAUAAUUUUAUCUUUUAUAUCACUGAUUUGCUCCUCUGCUUCACCUAUCCUCGCUUUUAUGGCUUUCAUUUGGGUUUACAUCUUCAUUGUAGCUUUUUAAAUUUCUGCUUUAUUACAUUUUAGUUUUCUUAUCUCCGCAGAAAGGCAUUCUCUAUUGUCUUUCAUACUUUUUUCAAGCCCAGCUAGUAUAGUAUCAUUAUAAUUGUUAUUUUAAAUUCUAGUUCAGACAGCUUACUUAUAUCUAUAUUGAUUAAAUUCCUGGUCAUGAGGUAUAGAUCCUGUUUUUUCUUUUGGGUUGAAUUUUUCCAUCUUGUCAUUUUGUCCAUAAAAGAAAAUUGAACCAAAACAAAUAAAAGAUACAAAACAAAAAACAAAGAAACAAAACAAAACAAAACAAAAAAGAGAUCUUGGGUGUGUUUUAGUCUGCUUGUUAAAAUAACUAGAUCUAAAAAUAGAAAAAAUAAAAUAAAAUAAAUACACAAAAAUUAUAUAUAUAUAUAUAUAUAUAUAUAUAUAUAUAUAUAUAUAUAUAGGACACCUAUGCCCUAUAUAUAGGACACCUCAAUCAGACGAUUGAGUGUCUGGUUCUUGAUUUGGUUAGGGUCAGGAUCUCACUGUGAGUUUGAGCCCCAUGUCCGGCUCCAUGCUAACAGCAUGUAGCUUGCUUGGGAUUCUUUCUCUCUUUCUGUCUCUCUGUUCCUCUCCCACUCAUGUCGUCUCUGUCUCCAUUUCUCAAAGUAAAUAAACUUAAAAUUUAAAUAGAAAUAUAAAAAAAUUAUAAUAAUAAUAAAUGAAUAAUAGGAAUUGAAAAAAUAAGCAAAUAAAUGAAAAAUAAUAAUAAAAAAUAAAGAAUAAAAGUAAAAAGGAAAAUUGAUCCCAUUUCCCCAAGAACUGAAAUUUGCAGCACCCUACAAUCAGCAGAAUUGCUGCAAGGGAGUUGUUUGUGUUGGUCUUCUGGGGCAGGGUCCUGUUGCACUGAUUCUCAAGUGGACUUGCUGUAGUGUAAAUGCACCUCUGAGGUAGAGGGGCUGGGUUUGGUGUACAUAGAUUUGGGCUCCACUAGGUGGUGCUGUUUUGCUCUCUGAAGACCUUUAGCACUAAUGCAAGGGAUGAAUAUGUUAGCACCCCAUUAUCUAGCCCCAGAGCUGAAAGUUUGUGCCCUUCAGUUUUCAGAGAACCUUCACAGAGGAGCAAAUAGUCACCCCUCUUCUGUCCCCAGUUUUCAUCUAACCUUGCAUUUACCCUGUUUGUGUCCAAACAUUUGUAUCUCAGGCAUGAGACUGAGUUUUGAAACUCCAAAUUUUAGAAACUCCUGCAGUUCAGACCUGCACUGUUCCUCUGGAGGAGGGUCUCACCACGCUUUUGCCAUUUGUUGGUCAUGCAAGGAAAGUGGUUGCAUGACUCCAGCAGUUCAAAGUUUAUGGCAAAAUAGAGAACUAAGCCAGCCCCCCAGCUCGUUUCCUGCAGCUAGAGUCCCUGUUUCUAUGUCUGGUAAGAGUGCAGCACUUUGGCACCACUCUGGUUUCUUCUUGCAACCCAGGGGAUUCUCCAUCUUUGCUGUCACUCCUGGGACUCCACCCUGCUUUUCCACCUGAAAAUCUUUAAGCCAGGCAUGUCUCCCACAGUAGUGGACUUGUAAAAGUUCAGAUUUUGUGCUCCACUGUUUAUAAUAUUUUACAGUAGCUUCCCAUAAGCAAGCUCCGUCCCUGCCAUCAUAUUCACUUAUAUCUCCCCCAAGUCAACUCUCUGCACCUUCUAACUUCCAAAACAUUGUUGCUUUUCUACUUGUGGACUUGCAGGGUUUCUUUGUUCCUUUACACCUCCAAUUGAUUUCUUGGGUGUUCAAAGUGAUGUGAUUACUAUCUAGCUGUGUUCCAGGGAUGAGACAAGCUUAGGGUUCCCUUUCACUUCUACCAUCUUAACUCCUCCUGUGAGGUUAAUUUUCUAGUCAAUACCUACUUCAUAUUCCCAUCUUCUUUACAGGGAGCAAUGUGAAGUCUUGAGCUGACACCAUUUGCAUUACAUUCCACUCUGUGGAACCGCGUCUCUUUCACUUGUUUGGCAGAACCACCAGCAGUGAACUAAUCAGUGAGUCAACCACUUCUAAUCUUCCAUUUCAUCUCUAAACAUUAUAACUAGAAUACAGCCUUGGACCUCAGAUCUAACCACCUUUUCAUCUGUUAGAUAUCAUGUAGUCUAUUCCUUCAUUUUAAAAAAGAACAUUUACUAAUUAUAUAAGGAAAAUAAUCACAAUACAGAAUACUUGGAGACUGCAGAGAAGACAAAAUACCCUAAUACAAAAUACAAGACAAAACAAAACAAAAUACUGGAACAUAGGUCACUGUUGAUCACUCUGUUCUAUUUCAUUUCAGCAUUUUCUCAGCUUGUACAUACUUUAAAAAAAUAGGGACGCCUGGGUGGCUCAGUUGGUUAAGCAUCCAACUUUGGCUCAGAUCAUGAUCCUGUGGUUCCUGGGUUGGAGCCCCACAUUAAGCUCUGUCCUGACAGCUCAGAACCUGAAGCCUACUACGGAUUCUGUGUCUUCCUCUCUCUCUCUCUUCACCUCCCCUGCUCAUGCUCUGUCUCUCUCUCAAAAAUAAACAUUAAAAAUAUAUUUAAAAAUUGUAUGCAAAGAGUUCAGCUAAUUAUAUUAUUCUGGAUCUUUCACUUUUCCUUCUUUCCAUAUUGCUUUGUAAUACUCCAAACCAUCACUUCAUUGAAAAACAUUGUGACUUUUGAAUGUUUAAAAAGAAGGAAAAUAACAUAUUUCACCAUACCACCCUAACACGAUAACAUUAUGCUUCUCUUUCUUCCUUUAAAGUAACACCUUAUUUAAAGGCAGAAGGAUUUAAUCAUAAUUGUAACCUUACCUUCAGCCCAGUAUGAGGGGCUGUUGACACUUAUUUCAUAAAUAUUUUCCGAGGUUCUAAGAAGUAUUCAUAAUUAAUCUACUCUUUAAAUAUUAUACAAGCAAUAUAACCACAUUUUACAGCAUUUUUGAAAUUGAGAACAUGGAUAAAAUCUCUUUAAUUCAACUCUCAAAACAAAAACACUUUUAGCAAUUUGAAAUACAUCAUUCCAGUAUUUUUUCUAUGCCUGUUUUUAUAUACUUGUAAUUAUAUUGUUGAUCCAGCUUUGCAUUCUGCUUUUUGCUUAAUAUCACAACUCAAACAUAUCCACAUUCUACAUAGAUUUUAUUCUACUUUCUUAAAAAGCAAUAUGACCAUAUAGCAGGGAAUUUAGAAAACAGGAGGAAAAACAAGAACAGAUCUUUUCAAAUAUUCUUACCCCACUUGGCCACCAUUGGCCAUUCAAUUUCUCUUUAGAUUUUAUUUAAAAUGUUAUGUAUAUUUAAAUAUGUUUAUAUAUAUAUAUAUAUUUAAUUUUUAUUGAAGU